AUGGCAGUGACUUCUGCCAGUGACGAUAGACCGCUGCCAGUACUGGACUUCACUGCUUUGCACAGCUCAGAUCCACACGAGAAGGAUGCUUUGAUAAAUCAAAUACGUGAAGCUUGCAGGAAGAGUGGCUUCUUCCAACUCGUCGGUCACGGUGUGGAAGAGAGCAUGCAGGACGCUAUUAUCCAAGCCGCAAAAGAUUUUUUUGCGCUGAGUUUGGAGGAGAAACUUGAGCUCGAUAUGCGGAAAAUUACUCACCAUCGCGGCUACGAACCGAUGCAUACUCAAGUACAUGAGCAGAAGGCAGGUCCGGACAAUAAAGAGAGCCUAUACCUGGGGGACGACAUGGCGCUUGAUGACCCCCAAGCACUCGCGGAGCCGCAGAACUACGGUCCAAAUCUGUAUCCGAAGGCUUUGGGGCGGAAGUUUGAGGAUGUCUGCAUGUCUUAUCAUGCCACUAUGAUCAGGUACUGGCUUGGACAGGAGAUCAUGAGAGCAUUAGCUCUUGCUCUUGAGCUGGACAAGGGCUGGUUCGAUGAUUAUACCUCAAAAGCUACGGGUCGGCUGAGACUUGUCCAUUAUCCACAAACGCCGAAUGCGAGUGGUACAGAACGAGGCACUGGUGCCCACAGGGACUUCGGAACCAUUACAUUAUUGAUGAAAGACAGCAUCGGAGGCUUGCAGGUCAUGGACGAUGUCACCGGAAGAUGGGCCGAAGUUCCCCCUGUCAGAGGGGCUUACGUGGUCAAUAUAGGCAAUUUGAUGAUGCGGUGGACGAACCACACUUUCAAUUCUGCUCUACAUCGGGUGCUGAAUUACUCGGGAAAAGAUCGCUAUUCGAUACCAUUCUUCUUCGACGGUGACAGUUCCGUCCUCAUUGACUGUAUCCCCGGCUGUGAAGAGGGCGGGAAGCGGGAGCCACCAAUCUUUGCGAGAGACUUCUUACAGAUGCAGGUAUCCAAGUCAUACUCAAAGCGCGAAGCUGGAGGACGAAAUGGAAAUAGACCGGGAACCUGA
Exophiala viscosa is the source of this 1014-nucleotide messenger RNA. RefSeq lists its product as uncharacterized. Gene Ontology annotation, molecular function: 2-oxoglutarate-dependent dioxygenase activity. The coding region runs from base 1 to 1014 and encodes 337 amino acids. The transcript is spliced from 5 exons. The record is from RefSeq and is a predicted model, not a curated record. NCBI's taxonomy places the organism in Eukaryota, Fungi, Ascomycota, Eurotiomycetes, Chaetothyriales, Herpotrichiellaceae.